Molecule: messenger RNA, 558 nt
Organism: Opisthorchis viverrini
Lineage: Eukaryota; Metazoa; Platyhelminthes; Trematoda; Opisthorchiida; Opisthorchiidae
Exons: 2
Coding region: 1-558 (185 amino acids)
Source: RefSeq, a predicted model, not a curated record
AUGAUCACUCCCAAGCAGUUCAUGGGUGCCGAACGUGCUUGUAUUCAUGGACAGCUUACCCAAGCCAGGGUCGAGGGACUCAUAUCGGGUGCCAUAUUUUCCAAUUUCACAAAGGCAUUUGAUCGGUCCCACACGUCCCGCUACACCACAAACGCGAGUCCUAUGGGAUUCAGGCGGAAUAUUUUGAGCGCAGGUUUUUCUAUGAGAAUACGUGAGCGUCCCUCUUGCCGGAACCCUACUAGACUCAGUGGUUCAGCCGAAAUCUCAACCGGGUUCCAUAUAACUGACAUUGGUCAUGCGAUCAGUCCGAAAGAGUCGUUUCACGUAAUCCACCGAGUACCCGAAGGACUAUCAGUAUCGACCAAACGACGUGGCUUGACUACAGAUGAUGCAGUCGAAAUACGUUUGCGAUACCUUGUACCGCGUUGUCAAAAUCGAUUCGUACGAACGCUGAGUCAUGUGACACGAAUCAACCGACCAAAUCACCCUCUGAACUGUCUCACAGUAUCCAAUCAGGUGCGACGUGGAGUGCGUCGACAACCAAUCAGUUGUGCCUAA